Molecule: messenger RNA, 1868 nt
Organism: Toxotes jaculatrix (banded archerfish)
Lineage: Eukaryota; Metazoa; Chordata; Actinopteri; Toxotidae
Product: Fc receptor-like protein 5
Exons: 5
Coding region: 5-784 (259 amino acids)
Biological process (GO): cell surface receptor signaling pathway
Molecular function (GO): transmembrane signaling receptor activity
Source: RefSeq, a predicted model, not a curated record
CAGGAUGCAGCUAACACCUCUCUGCCUGAUGCUGUCCUGUCUUCAGGUGAGCCCUGACCGGUCUCAGUUCUUCAGGUACGACACCAUCUCUCUGAGCUGUGAGGAUGGGUUGAACUCCACCGGCUGGAAGGUGAAGAGGAAAACGUUGGAGGGGGGGGUCAGACCCUGCUCCUCCGGCUGGGGCUCCAUCUCCUCGGGCUCCACGUGCAUCAUUGGAAACAUCUACCCGUCAGACAGCGGGACGUACUGGUGCGAGUCUGUGGACGGGGAGCAGAGCAACAGUGUCAGCAUCACCAUCACUGAUCGUUCUGUGAUCCUGGAAAGUCCUGUCCUCCCUGUGUCGGAGGGAGCUGCCGUGACUCUGCGCUGCAAAGCUGAGACCAAGUCCCCCGACCACGUGUUUAACUUCUUUAAGGACGACCACCUCAUUGGCAGCAGCGCCACAGGAGAGGUGACCAUUCACAGCGCUAACAAAUCUGAUGAAGGACUCUACAAGUGCAGCAUCUCUGGAGGCCAAGAAUCGACCACCAGCUGGCUGUCUGUCGACGCGUCACUUCCAUCUUCACCUUCACCUCCACCUCCACCUUCACCUUCAGCUUCAGCUCCUCCUGCAGCUUCAUGUUCAGUUUCUGUCCCCAGACUGAUGUGUCACCUGCUGGUGGGCGUUCCUUACCUACUGUCCACCAUCUUGCUAGGGCUCAUAUACAGGGACAGGAAGAGAGCAGCUCAGACACUUGCAGAGAGAAGAGGCAGCAGCGACGUCAUCAUGGAAGUUGCUGUAUAGCUCGACAAACCAGAAGCAAGCGGCCAAGAAACUGUGCGUCGCUGCACCACAGGAGUUUUUACAAGCAUCAGCUGAUGUAUCUGCUGUGUUGGAUGUUUGAAAGCAGCAGGUCCAGCAGCAGAGAUUGUAGUAAAAAGACUUUCCAAAGCCGUGUUACCUCUCAGCUGUAAUGAACUUGCCAUGGUCACGAAGUGCUGACAGAAUAUGAACGACCGUUACCGCACUUCCUGUCCUCUUUCCUCCUCAGAAAUAUCAGAAAUAUCUUUGUGUGGUUUCAGUUCCACCAGCCUGGACGACUAAACAGGUCGUCUGUCAUUGCCCACUAAAAGGUGCAGACAGGUGACAGGUGAAAGGAAAAGCCAGCGUUCUCAGUGAGGCGCUGGGCUAGAGUCUCUGGACUCUACUGGAGCGAUGUUUGGAUGAUGGUGGUGGACAGUGCUGCCCAAAAUCUCCCAUCGAUCUGAAGUCUGUAGCAUGUGACCCCUCAUCAUCCACUCAUUCUCCAGGUUUUUCUUUUAAUAUGUCACCGUGUGUUUAAGAGCAUUACAAAAAGAACUGCUCUGACUCCUCUGUGGUCAGUGCUCAGGUCAGAGAAUUAUCUUCAUUAAACGUAGUCAGCAUCAGGUUUUGAUGUGCAUCAAACUCUGAACAGUCACGACUGAAUAACAGGGUGGGACAGUGUAUGCAGGUGUUGAAUGGUAACAGAUUCUAUUGUAUAAUUCUUGUGUUAAAUAAUGCUGUUGAGUGUGAAAAGGAAGUGGAGGCACCAAGAUGUCAUGAGACUCGUUUGUGGUUUGGUCUUCUAACUUUUUUUCUUCAUGAAAACGUGUGCGAGGUGUGAAGUUUUAGCUCAGUGGUUUUUUUUUUCUUCUGACAUCUGAGAUGCACAUGUGAAACAAAUAACUUCUGUAAAUAACAUUUCAGUUUUAUUCUUUUCUCACUCUCUAAUUCUUCCAUAAUAUAAAUGUUACUUUACGUUACAAACAGGAAAAGCUCAAACCUUUUACCAAUUGUCAGUGAUUUAGUGAAGCGGCCCUCUGUGCCUGUGUGGUCGGCUGCGGUGACAUUAAAUGUACUGAAACUA